Wallemia ichthyophaga EXF-994 is the source of this 1923-nucleotide messenger RNA. Its product is annotated as tRNA pseudouridine synthase 1. Gene Ontology annotation, cellular component: nucleus. The transcript is spliced from 4 exons. Gene Ontology annotation, biological process: tRNA pseudouridine synthesis; mRNA pseudouridine synthesis. The record is from RefSeq and is a predicted model, not a curated record. Gene Ontology annotation, molecular function: pseudouridine synthase activity; RNA binding. Bases 1 to 1923 code for a protein of 640 amino acids. Lineage: Eukaryota; Fungi; Basidiomycota; Wallemiomycetes; Wallemiales; Wallemiaceae.
AUGGCACUGGCUAGCUACAUUUUAGGUUUUUCUGGCGUGGGUUUUGCAACGCGUUGCUGGCAGCUGGCCAUAGAGAGGAGGAAUGUGUUCGAUAACUUCUUCGGCCACUUGAUCGCUGUCGGUGCUUUCGGUACAGCUGGAUUCUUCUUGCAUGGCGUUUCACAGAGACAGCAGAAUGCUCUCGAGGAUAGGAAGCAAGUGUUGAUUGAAAACAGACAGAAGAACUCGCAGAGGCUGUUAGUUGGCAUGUCGGAUACGCUAAACACGCUAAAGAGACAGGGCAGCGAGGGUGCUGAGGGGGUUGCAGAGGCAGCCACAGCUGCAGCCACCGCAACACCCACACGCCCCGCGCAAAAGAAGCAAAAGAAGCAGAAACCCAACAAGCGAGAAAAGAAGCCAGACGAGCGCAAGACUUGGACGAAAGACUGGGCGGGGCUGCCUAAGCUGAGUGACAUAACGCCAAGCGAUACGCCCAAGCUGCCCAAACGCAAGUGUGCAGUAAUUGUUGGGUUCUGCGGCACAGGGUACAACGGAAUGCAAAUACAACCGCAUGCAAACACACGCACGAUCGAGGGUGAAAUAUUUCUCGCAAUGGUCAACGCGGGUGUGAUCAGUCGGGAGAACUCCACUGACCCUGGCAAAGUGAAUCUACAGCGUGCUGCGCGCACAGACGCAAGUGUUCACGCCGCAAGUAAUGUUAUUUCGCUCAAAAUGAUAGUGGAGCUGCCUGAACAAGGUGAUCCUGUCGCUGCUAUCAACUCUCAUCUCCCUCCGCAUAUACGUAUUUGGGGAUAUGUGCGCACGCAGAACUCUUUCGAUGCGCGUAAUAGUUGCGAUAGUAGAAGAUAUGAGUAUCUGCUUCCCUCUUACGUCUUCCUCCCUCCCGCGCCCUGGACCAAUUUGGGGAAACGGUUAGGAACCCAGCAUCCUUUCUGGAGCGAGGAAGGAGUGGAUGAAAAUGAGAGUGUUGAGGGUAUGAUGCAACGUAAACGCGCAUGGCGUAUCGACACUGAUACUCUUUCUAAGGCCAGAGCUACCCUGCAGCAUUUUACAGGCUCACACAACUUCUGGUCGUACACUAUCGGCAAGGCGUUUACUGAGAGGAGCGCACAGCGUUAUAUGAAGGAAUUGGAAAUACGUGAACCGUUUCUGGUCGAAGGGAAUGAGUGGAUCAGCGUUAGGUUCUACGGACAGAGCUUCAUGUUGCACCAGAUUCGUAAGAUGAUCUUCAUGCUGGUGAACGUGACGCGUACUCCUACUCCGCCAUCACUAAUAGAGAAGACAUACUCUAACACCCCUAUCGUCGUACCUAAAGCUCCCGGUCUCGGCUUGUUGUUGGAAGCACCUUGCUUUGGGGUGUAUAACACGCGUGUACAAGAGAAUAAUAUCGCUGUUGAGAAGAGUGCUGAAGAUCGCGUAAAGAAGGCUAUCGAGAAGGCGCACAAGGAGCAGUCUAAAGUGGGUGAAAAACAAGGUGAAAAUGGAAAUGAAAUUGAGAAGAAAGAAAAGGAUCAAGAACAACAAGGCACAACUCUCACCGACGAACAAAUCCGUCAUGACACGCUCAAACAACUGGACGGAGACAAGAAGGAAGUGAUCGACUUUGAGCAGUACAGUGCACAAAUAGAUGCAUUCAAGCAUGAGCAUAUCUACACACGUCUUAGAGCGGAGGAGGUUACGGGGAAUGUCUAUAGCAGAUGGACAGGGAUGAUUGAUACACAUGAAGGCGAGCAACUGGAUUACCUCAACGGUGAUGGUGUAAUACCUGACUCAGCUGUAAAGUCAGGCAGGAAGGGGAUGAAGGGUGGACAAAGCGCGAGUCUCGACGGAGCGGAUGUGAAACCAAUCAAGCAGCUCGAUGACUCUGAUAACGAGGAGAGUUAUGACAAGAAGGCGUUGAAGAGUGGUGAGUUGGAGGGGUGA